This is a messenger RNA of Aspergillus viridinutans, 591 nucleotides long. Its product is annotated as v-SNARE protein VTI1. The transcript has 2 exons. Lineage: Eukaryota; Fungi; Ascomycota; Eurotiomycetes; Eurotiales; Aspergillaceae. Gene Ontology annotation, molecular function: SNARE binding; SNAP receptor activity. The record is from RefSeq and is a predicted model, not a curated record. Gene Ontology annotation, biological process: retrograde transport, endosome to Golgi; intra-Golgi vesicle-mediated transport; macroautophagy. Gene Ontology annotation, cellular component: ER to Golgi transport vesicle membrane; SNARE complex; late endosome membrane. The coding region runs from base 1 to 591 and encodes 196 amino acids.
AUGUCGAACCCGCUAGAUACCGAUGCCGGCUCUGAGCUGUUCAGCAGUUAUGAGACGGAGCUGAAGCUGGUACAGGCCGAUCUGAACCAGAAGCUGGACCAGAUAGCGGAAUCAAGUGGUGAGCAACGGAAAUCAGCAAUAACACAGGCUGAACGAGCGUUGGAUGAGGCCAAUGAGUUGCUAGAUCAAAUGCGCAUGGAGAAACAGAACAUCCCCUCAGCAGCACGGUCAAAAGUCAACAUUCGUUUUCGCAACUAUGCCACCGACGUUGACGAAGCCAAGCGGAAGCUCAAAUCGCUCUCCGACGAUCGCAGGGCGCUCUUUGGCGACCGCUACACGGACGAACCACAAGAUGAGCAUCUGGAGCAGAGGCAGCAGCUUCUUUCCGGCACCGAACGUUUGGAACGGAGCUCUGCCCGUCUACAGGAGAGCCAGCGGAUUGCACUCGAAACGGAGGAUAUCGGCCGUAAUACAUUAGCCGACCUCUACCAGCAACGGCAGACCAUCGAGCAUGCGCGAACGGGGCUGCAGCAGAGUGAGGGUUAUGUAGAUACGAGCAUCAAGACUCUAAGGGGCAUGGCCCGUAGGUAA